AUGGCGCGCAGCCUCCGGAGCUGGCUGGGCGGUUGCCUCCUGAUGUCAGCAUUAGGAAUGGUGCCACCUCCUGAAAAUGUCAGAAUGAAUUCAGUUAAUUUCAAAAAUAUUCUACGGUGGGAGUCACCUGCUUUUCCCAAGGGGAAUCUGACGUUUACAGCUCAGUACCAAAGUUACAUGAAAUUCCAAGAUACAUGCACGAGUAUUUUGUUGACAGAAUGCGAUUUCUCAAGUCUUUCCAAGUAUGGUGACCACACCUUGAGAGUCAGGGCUGAAUUUGCUGAUGAGAGUUCAGACUGGAUAAACAUCACCUUCUGUCCUGUGGAUGACACCAUUAUCGGACCUCCCAGAAUGCAAGUAGAAGCACUUGCUAAUUCUUUACAUAUGCGUUUCUUUGCCCCAAGAAUCGAGAAUGAACCUGAACCGUGGACCAUGAGGAACAUUUAUAACUCAUGGACUUAUCAUGUGCGGUAUUGGAAAAACGGCUCUGAUGAAAAGUUUUCAAUUUCUGGUCAGUAUGACUUCGAGUUCCUCCGAAAUCUUGAGUCACAGACAACUUACUGUGUCCAAGUUCGAGGGUUUCUUCCUGAUCGGAACAAAGCUGGAGAAUGGAGUGAGCCUGUCUGUGAGCAAACGGCCGUUGACGAAACCACCACGUCCUGGAUCGUGGCCAGCGGCGUCCUCGUGGCCUCUGUGUGCGCCACUGUCCUGCUGCUGCUCGGCUGCUUCUUCCUGCUGCGGUGCGGUUACAGGAAGGCCAGGCACGCCUUCCCCCCGAGGAAUUCUCUUCCGCAGCACCUGAAAGAGUUCAUGAGCCACCCUCAUCACAGCACUCUUCUCUUAUUCUCCUUCCCACUGUCUGAUGAGAAUGAAGUCUUUGACAAGCUGAGCGCCAUCACAGAAGUGUCUGAAAGCUGCAAGCCGAACCCUGGGGCCAGCUGCGGUCUCAGGACCUGA
Molecule: messenger RNA, 957 nt
Organism: Rangifer tarandus platyrhynchus (Svalbard reindeer)
Lineage: Eukaryota; Metazoa; Chordata; Mammalia; Artiodactyla; Cervidae
Source: the annotation of a GenBank genome assembly